CGUUUGAAGAACGUCGCGCCAGGGAUGUCAAAGUGUUUUUUUCACAACCUGUGACUAACUAACCCGUUUUCUUUUUUCUUUUCCGUUGCGUCUUGUUGGAUGCGCGUCAGGCAUACAGCUGUGUGUACGGGUAUGUGACGAGAAAUAUGUUUUCACGGUAAAAAGUCGCGACGCAUUGAAUUUUCUCCCGAGGCACGAACUGUCAUCCGUUCGAAGACCAAAACGACGGACUUCGUUACGUUUUGCGGCGGAAAAAUAAGCAAUUUCUCAUGGGGACAGACCUCGAGAUAUCCCACGUCGAAGAUAUCGCGAUCGCUUAAUCGCGACGUUGGGAUUAAAGAAUCGAACCAGGCUGCCCGUGAAACGCCAAGCUAGAGCUGACGUUCCGUCAGAAUGGGAAAUUGUUUGAAACGCGCCGGAGGCAGCCAACAGGACAAUACCACUUUGCUAAGUAACAAUCCUGAUCCUCCUACGUUGACUAGCAGUUCUCAGCAAGAAGGCCUUGGACCUCCGAUACCUUACAAUGAGGUAUUUGGCUCCUACUAUCCGGCGAUUGCUAGGGUGGAACGUCAUCUUCAGUCGACAAAUUUCAGUUUACCUCGUGGAAGUACCAUCCGUGUUACUUUAGGACCAGGCACUUUAACGGAACAACAAGUUAGAAUUGCAAAACGCAUUGGACUAAUCCAACAUCUGCCGAUAAGGGAAUACGACGGGGCUAAAAAGGGAGAAUGUGUGAUAUGUAUGAUGGAGCUUCAGGUGGGAGAGGAAGUGCGCUAUUUACCCUGUAUGCAUACUUACCAUGCUCUCUGUAUCGACGAUUGGUUGCUACGUUCCUUGACAUGUCCAUCGUGCAUGGAACCGGUAGAUGCAGCACUGAUUAGUUCGUAUCAUCCGACCACUUAACGCCGUCAAGAUGAAACCUGGAGUAGCUAAUCGGUAAUCAAACUAUACUAUCGUGCUAAACAGAGCAAUCCGAACGAAUCAUUGAUUUUACUAUCGCGUAAAAUGGCUUCUAACUAGCAAAGGGGCCUUCUCUUGUUAAUGGCCGAUCAUAUUUACCAUUGUAUUCGACAUACU
Habropoda laboriosa is the source of this 1077-nucleotide messenger RNA. It is a transcript of the gene Rnf11, whose product is annotated as RING finger protein 11. NCBI's taxonomy places the organism in Eukaryota, Metazoa, Arthropoda, Insecta, Hymenoptera, Apidae. Bases 394 to 903 code for a protein of 169 amino acids. The record is from RefSeq and is a predicted model, not a curated record. The transcript is spliced from 2 exons.